Molecule: messenger RNA, 2362 nt
Organism: Rotaria sordida
Lineage: Eukaryota; Metazoa; Rotifera; Eurotatoria; Philodinida; Philodinidae
Source: the annotation of a GenBank genome assembly
AUGGUUGGUUAUGAUCAAUCGAAUAAAUUUGAUAAUGAUAUUCCAAUAGUCAUAUUACUACUCGGUGGCAAUUUGACAACACUAAGCGCACUAUGUGGGUACUUGAAACGAGACACACCGAUCGUUGUUGUUAAAGGCACCGGCGGACUCGCUGACUUCAUAGCUGGUAUUCCUGAAUGCUCAGGCACAGUUGAACAAUUAACACCGGAAGAACUCAAGAUGUUUUGUGCAAGAAUAUUGAAUAACGAUGCCUUACCUCUCGAUGAGACUAAACUCCCUAGUAUUGGUAUUAAUAUGAAGUCUUCGGAAUUUGUGGAAGCAAUAUACUUGGUCUAUUACAAGCAAUAUGUAGAAGACUACAUUACGGCACAAGAAAAACGAGAUAACCACGGAUUAAUCAUAUCCUUGUCUGAUCGGAAAUGCAACGAAUCAUGUGAGAGCAAUGUUGAAAAAGAAUGUGCUGAAAUGUACUGGAAAUCUAAGGUAUUCAACAAAGGCAUUCAGAUAUCAACCGACCUAGCUUUACGACGUUUGGAGCUAAAAAUCAACAAAGGCAACGAUCGUCAAGUAGAAACUCAGAACAAGAUUCAAGAGGCGCAAUAUGAGAUGCAUCAUAGAUUCAGGCAACUCUUCGUAUCGCAGGGUCUUCCCACUUUACAAAGGAUAAUUCCCAAUAUUCCAGUCGGUGCUCGAUGGGAACAGAAUGGUACGACUGUUGCUGGAGGCUGUAAAGAAGGCAGUGCGACCAAUCAACUCAACAAUCCUCGAGGUCUCUUCGUUGAUGAUGAUCAAAUGGUGGUCAUCGCUGACGGGUACAAUCAUCGUAUCAUCCAAUGGAAGAUGGAUGAUAAAAAUGGACAAGUGAUAGCUGGUGGCAAUGGUCAAGGAAAUCGAUUGGAUCAAUUGAAAUAUCUAACCGAUGUGCUGAUCGACAAAGAGACGGAUAGUCUCAUUAUUUGUAAUUGGGGGAAUGGACGAGUGAUACGAUGGUCUCGUCGUAGUGGCACAACUCAAGGAGAAAUCCUCAUCAACAACAUCAAGUGUUGCGGAUUAGCUAUGGAUGAUCAGAGAUAUCUCUACGUCUCUGACACCAACAAAAAUGAAGUAAGACAAUAUCGAAUAGGAGACAAGAAUGAAACUAUUGUGGCUGGUGGCAAUGGCAAAGGUGCUGGUCUCAAUCAACUCAACUGGCCGACCUACAUCUUUGUCGAUCAACAACAGACUGUGUACGUGUCAGACGAGUACAAUCAUCGUGUAAUGAAAUGGAAUAAAGGUGCAAAAGAAGGCAUUAUCGCCGCCGCCGGUCAAGGCAGAGGGAAUGCUCUGACACAGUUGUCGUAUCCUCAAGGACUGUUCGUCGAUACAUUGGGUACCAUCUAUGUGGCAGACUCGUCGAAUCAGCGAGUGAUGCGUUGGCCUAAAGGAGCGAAACAGGGCACUGUCAUUGUAGGUGGAAAUGGUGAGGGAGAGGGAGCAAAUCAGUUCAUGGGUCCCUAUGGUUUGUCCUUCGAUCGACAUGGCAAUCUCUAUGUCGCCGAUCUGGGGAAUAGUCGUGUUCAACGCUUUUCAAUCAAAUAGACUCAAAACGAUGGAUUUUUUUUUCUAUUCUUUCUCUUGAAUAAAUCACGUUGGAUUUGAUGAAAUGAAUGUCUAUUCUAUUCGCGCGCGCGCGAUCAGGAACCAUCCUGGUGGAGCCGUAGCGAGCGUAACGCUCAUGCACGCACGAGACAAACUCAAAUCAUUCAUAUCCCUCCCACUCGAGAAAUAUGUCAAUGAAUAUGGGUAAGCCUGGUCGUGUGCCACGAACACCAAGACGAUUCCUGGCCGGGCUUUUAGGGACUACCCGGAAGUCCUUCAUAAAAGACGAAACCCUAACCCUCAACGGACAGAACUCAGCCUCCUCAAUCUGCCUCUCACUUAUUCUCAUCUCAAAAAAAGAAAAAAAAAUACUCACCAUGUUUGACGUUGAAUGAUGACGUUGUUGAUGAUGAUGACCCGAUGAUAUUGAGUACUAAAAAGAAAAGAAAAAAAAUUUAACUAAUGCUAUGUGAUGGAAAAGAACGAGAUAACUUACUCCACCUGUUAUCUUUUUCUUCACUGUCCAAUGCCUAAAAUGGAAAAAAAACAAUACAUAAAAAAGAUCAUAGGAGAACUUACCACCCUCCAUAUGAUCCAAAAGAAUAAGUAAAAAGAAAAAAAAAAGAAAAAACUGAUACCUACAUUUUCUUUUAUUGUUCGAUAUUGAAUUGAAUAAAUUGGUAUCGUCGAAGCCAACCUAAAAUAUAAAACAAAAUAAUUAUUAUUUGACUCAGGGUGUGGGUGUGGGUGUGGGUGUGGGUGUGGGUGUGGGUGUGGGUGUGGC